Mucor velutinosus is the source of this 924-nucleotide messenger RNA. RefSeq names its product ADP-ribosylation factor protein 3 (gene ARL3). The coding region runs from base 1 to 924 and encodes 307 amino acids. NCBI's taxonomy places the organism in Eukaryota, Fungi, Mucoromycota, Mucoromycetes, Mucorales, Mucoraceae. The record is from RefSeq and is a predicted model, not a curated record. The transcript has 2 exons.
AUGAAGUUCUUUAUUACAGCUGCUAUCCUCUCUGUCGCUGUCCCGUUCACUCUUGCUGAUUUCUUACCCUCAUUGUUGAAUGCUGCACCUACCAGCUCAGAUGUCAAGGAGCGUAUUGCUCCUCCCGCUAAUGCUACUUUGUAUGAUGUCUGGUACGCCGAGGGCAGACGUGUGUAUCAAUGUAAUCCUGAAUUGAAGGGCUUCCUACACUGGUACAAUGUUCAAACACAAGCCUUUCUCUAUCCUACCAAUGGUGAACAAGCUCCAUUUGAUGUUGCUGGUAAAGAAGUCGGCCAAAUGUCUGCUGCUCCAUUGAAUCCUGAGCACCAAGAAGCGAACCCCAUUGAUACUACACCUGUUAUUUACUACUACAAGGAUGGAUCAUGGCUUGGAACUGGAAGACCUCUUGUAACUACCACUAAAGAAGAAGGCCGAGAGGAGCGCGGUGACAGCGUUCAUUUGGAUGAUCAUCUUGCUGCCGUUUCCAAGUCUUCCACGGAUGGUUAUUUGUCUCAUGCAAAGUACAUUGUGCGUCUCGGUUCUAUUGAUGGCGUUGUGCCUCCUGCUGAUGACUGUACUCAAAAGGGCAUGCUUGUUACUAAGCCGUUCAAUGCCUACUAUAUGUUUUACACUGAUGCCGAAGGUGUGAAUCAACUUGCUGAAGAGAAGAAGGAAUGGGAAAGAAUGGUGAUGGAGUAUACCCCUGAGAAAUUAGCUGCUGGAGAGAAGAAAAAGAUGGAGGCUGCUGAGUCUUACAUUGCUGCUGAACAGAAGAAGGAGGAAGUUGCUCAAGAGGAGGCUCCUAUGUCUGUUGUUCAAGAGGAGGCUCCUAUGUCUGUUGUUCAAGAAGAGGCUCCUAUGUCUGUUGUUCAAAAGGAAGCUGCUAAUCUCAAAGCGCCUGCUGCUCCAGAGAGUGCCAUGUAA